CCGCAGUCAGUGACACUGCUCCAGUGACACCGCCAGCAGGUCUCCAGCGCCGCCCAGGUGGCCACCGGCAGCCCUCAGUGACCCUGUGACCCUGCAGUGACCUUGCAGUGGCCUUGCACCCGGCAGCCCAGCACCCCGUCAUGCUCCGCCUCGCCAUGCUAGCGCGCGCCCUGGCCGCCCCGCUGCUGCUCAUGACCCUGGUCAUGCUGGCCACGGCCCAGGCGGACCCCAGCGACCGCCCGCUCUCCCUCAGAGGUGAGGACGGCGUCGGCGAGUCCGGCCUGUUCCCGGACGGCGUGGGGCUGCUGUCCCGGCUGUCCCGGCAGGGCCGGUCCGGCGGCAUCUCGUCCGCCGCGGGCUUGGCCGGCAUGGCGCCCUUCUGGCCGCUGCGUCACCCCGCCCUGGAGGCGCGUCUGGACGCGCGCAAGCGGCACCGCGACGCGCCCGGCUUCCUGCACCCCGUGGUGCGCUUCGUGCAGCCGCUGUCCUUCAGCGAGCUGGGCGGCCCCUACGGCGGCGGGCCCCUCGGCGGCGACGGCUGGGCCGACGAGCCCGCCAGGCCCCUGCUGGACAACUUCAUCCGAGACACCCCGCUGGACAAGGCGCGGCCGCUGACCGCCGAGGAGCUGAUCCGCGCGCUGCAGGAGAAGCAGAUGAGGCAGUCCGAGGAGGCGGGCUCCAAGGCCAGCGCGCUGCGCUUCGGCGGCAUGAUGGGCAGGAAGAAGUAGGCGGGGCCGAGAGGCGGCCCGACUUCGGUCCUUCAGUUCCCUUCCACCUUCCUUCACUCAUUUCGAGAAUCAAAAGACUCUUCUGUACUAACUAAUGUAGAGUGUAACAUUAUUACCAUUUAUUGUUGUUGUUCGCUUCGAUUAGAUAGUCCCUGUUGUUUUUUCAAUUACUGUGAACUGCGACCGUCCCUCCGCGGAGGACCAAUAAUUAAACGCGGCGCGUUCUCUGUUUCUGUCUAUCUCUCUCUCUCUCUCUGCGCCGCGAGUCGCCGCAGAACCAUGCUGUAAGAGGAGGACAGACUUUUCCGGAGUGAAAUGACCUCAACCUGUAACAAACACCAGGAUCAAAGCAUGUCGUCUUCUAUUUUUAAUAAAAUAUCAACAUCCACGGCGAA
This is a messenger RNA of Thrips palmi, 1123 nucleotides long. RefSeq lists its product as uncharacterized. The record is from RefSeq and is a predicted model, not a curated record. Lineage: Eukaryota; Metazoa; Arthropoda; Insecta; Thysanoptera; Thripidae. Bases 141 to 728 code for a protein of 195 amino acids. The transcript has 3 exons.